GACGUUCAUCUUUGGUCAAUUCUAAACUGCCAUCUCCAAGGGAUUCCAGAUGGGUGAGCCCCAGACUUACUCCUCCGACGGAAGAUUCAAGCCCUAUGCUAGACCCUACUCUGGAGCAAAGGCGAUCGGUGUCCGAACCGGUCAGCCCUAGGGCGUCUUUCGGGGAUCUUAAACUUCAAAGCAGCCGUCGUGAUGGCUCGAUGACUUGUUUCCCGAAAUUACCUUCAAGGACAUCUACGACUGAUUGGCUCACACCCUUAGGCUUAUUCGGGGAAUCCAAUAUGUCGCAACAUAAAUCAACGACGCCAGACCUCUAUGUUCUUGGUAUCGACGCGCACUCGGGAGCCAGCGCGCCAAAGCCUCUAGGAGUAGUCGAGGAAUCACCGCUCCUGACCCCGACCUCGGCCCCGGUUGAUAAUUUCCCCUUUCAGUCUUCUGGCCCGCAGUGGCCCACGCAAGUAGAUGAAGGAUCCGACACACAUCUCAAAGCAGGUUCCGCAAUUGGCGUCUCGGCACAUCGACGAAAGAGCAGCUUCAAACCAAUAGAAGCUCCGAAGCCUCAUCCGAAUCACGGUCUUCUAGAUACAUUGCGCCGAUACAGCUUCAUGCCACUAUUAGACCAGACGCCAGAGAACAUCCGUGAGGCAUCACCCCCAGCCCGAACGUGGACCGAUCUGCCUCUACGAGAAGACGGCGGAAGGAAGAAUUCUUCAAUGGAUCUAUUGCAGGAGAUCCUGGAUAGGAAACCGGCAUCGAAGAUGCCGUCUCGGAGAUCGUCGCGAAGACCGUCGCACAUCAACGUUGAUAUUCAGGGCCGAAGCAGAACGGGUACGGCGUCAUCGCAAAGGAGCGGGCGAGAUCGUAUGUCAUGCUCGGAAGAUCAUAUGCCGCAUAUUUGUACGGACGAGCAACUGACGCCCCUAGGGUCCGAUACGACUUGGUUUGGGUGAGAUAUCGACUAUUGUGAUUACCUAAGUAGAUUGGCGAAACGAAAGUUGGGUCUAUUAGAGUCGCCAGAGAUUCACGUCAAAUUAAGAACCAGAUUUUCCCUGAAAUAUUAUUUAAUUGAUCUUGAUUGUGUACGUGUGACAGUGAGCAGUUCA
Molecule: messenger RNA, 1103 nt
Organism: Annulohypoxylon truncatum
Lineage: Eukaryota; Fungi; Ascomycota; Sordariomycetes; Xylariales; Hypoxylaceae
Exons: 1
Coding region: 96-950 (284 amino acids)
Source: RefSeq, a predicted model, not a curated record